AGUACCUCUGUCCACGCCCAAGCUCCCUUACAGUCGGGACUCAGUACCUCUGUCCACGCCCACCUUCCCUUGAACAGUUUGGCGAACACACCAGCAGCAUGGACAGGUGCCGGUGGCCUUACUGGCAACUCCACAGGAGUCACAACAUUGAUUACAGGAGCAGCGGUAGCAUGUACUUCUCAAUCCUGUUCGACAACAAAUGUCUCUACAGCAGAAGAAUGGACAGGCGCCUCUUUUGCGGCCGAUGCCUGGUACCCCUCCUCGAGCUUUGUGCCCGCGGACUCAUCCGCCAACAUUCUAUACACCAACAAAGCCGAAAUGAAGAACUGUAAGAAAUUACUUUGCCAGCAAUCAGGCAAACAACGAGAUGGCCUACAUGACCUAAUCAUAUCUUUCUCGGACUUUUGAUUUUAUUUUACCAAGAUCCCUCGGAAGCCAG
Gamsiella multidivaricata is the source of this 439-nucleotide messenger RNA. RefSeq lists its product as uncharacterized. The transcript has a single exon. NCBI's taxonomy places the organism in Eukaryota, Fungi, Mortierellomycota, Mortierellomycetes, Mortierellales, Mortierellaceae. The record is from RefSeq and is a predicted model, not a curated record. The coding region runs from base 99 to 332 and encodes 77 amino acids.